Molecule: messenger RNA, 2927 nt
Organism: Camellia sinensis
Lineage: Eukaryota; Viridiplantae; Streptophyta; Magnoliopsida; Ericales; Theaceae
Product: protein ENHANCED DISEASE RESISTANCE 2
Molecular function (GO): lipid binding
Source: RefSeq, a predicted model, not a curated record
CCUCCUCUUGCUCCAAUUGAUUGAGUUUUUUUUUUGACAAUCCCACAGUUUCUCUCUCGCACACAACCCCACCACUCUCUCUCUCUCCUUAGGCCAUUUUCAAUUACAAUUCAAGCGAGAAGGAUCUUCACAAUUUUAGGCGAGACUCGGAUCGUGUACCUGUUCACACCUCGAUUGCUGUUCUUCGAUUCGUUUUGAAUUUUGAAGGUUUCGAUUUCACCUUCGAAUUUCGAAGUAAACGAGUCUGGCAGUCAACUACUUUGGAUUCGAAAUUGUGCUGUUAGGACUUGAUGAUUCUUCAAUUUCAAGUUACUACUUAGGUUUAAUAUUGAUUUCUCGGAAGUGAGGAUUUUUAGUCUGAGCUUCCGGAUUGUUUGAUUUUUUUGUUUUUUUCAAGUGUUUUUGAUAGUUUUGGAGCAUGAUAGAGAGAGAGUUUAAUUGGUGAUAGUUUGUGAGUAUAUAUAAAUUGGUCCGCCAUGUCGAAGGUGGUUUAUGAGGGGUGGAUGGUUCGAUAUGGGCGGAGGAAGAUCGGACGGUCCUUUAUUCAUAUGAGGUACUUUGUGCUCGAGACUCGAUUGCUUGCUUAUUACAAAAGGAAGCCUCAGGAUAACGUGGUUCCAAUCAAGACCUUUCUCAUAGAUGGUAAUUGUCGGGUGGAAGAUCGAGGCUUGAAGACUCAUCAUGGACAUAUGGUUUAUGUUCUGUCUGUCUACAACAAGAAAGAAAAGUACCACCGAAUUACUAUGGCAGCAUUUAACAUUCAGGAGGCACUUAUCUGGAAAGAGAAAAUUGAACUUGUCAUUGAUCAGAUGCAGCAUCAGGGGUCACAAGUUCCCAAUGGUAACAAAUAUGUAUCUUUUGAAUACAAAUCUGGAAUUGACAAUGGGAGGAAAUCUUCCUCAUCAGAUCGCGAAAGUCAGUUUAGUGCCCCCGAGGAUGAAGAUGAUUCUCAUCCAAAUUUGUUGCGGAGAACAACAAUUGGAAAUGGUCCUCCUGAAUCUAUAUUUGACUGGACAACGGAACUAGACUCGGACUUGUCAAACCAGAAUGCCAACAAUCAAGCAUUCUCUAGAAAACAGUGGCGUCUUCUUCAAUGCCAAAAUGGACUGCGCAUUUUUGAAGAGCCUCUUGAAGUCGAUUUCCUUCCGAAAAGCUGUAGUAGAGCAAUGAAGGCUGUAGGGGUUGUGGAGGCUACCUGUGAAGAAGUAUUUGAGCUUGUGAUGAGCAUGAAUGCAACACGGUUUGAGUGGGACUGCAGUUUCCAGGACGGUCGCUUAGUGGAGGAGGUAGAUGGACAUACUGCCAUACUGUAUCAAAAACUACAGCUGGACUGGUUUCCAAUGUUUGUGUGGCCCCGCGAUCUUUGUUAUGUGCGUUAUUGGCGCCGAAAUGAUGAUGGAAGUUAUGUUGUAUUAUUUUGUUCUAGGGAGCAUGAGAACUGUUCUCCACAACCUGGAUUUGUGCGCGCCCAUAUUGAGAGUGGAGGGUUCAAUAUUUCCCCGCUGAAACCUCGAAAUGGGAGGCCUAGAACACAGGUACAGCACCUUAUUCAAAUUGAUCUGAAAGGGUGGGGCGUAGGUUACAUUUCGGCAUUUCAGCAACAUUGUCUCCUUCAGAUGUUAAAUAGUGUUGCAGGACUUCGUGAAUAUUUUUCUCAAACAGAUGAAAGGUGUGCUCCUCCAAGAAUCCCAGUUAUGUUAAAUAUGACUUCAGCCUCUGUUUCUUCAAAGAAGAGUCAAAAGCUCCAGGCAUCCUCUGUUCACCGUAGUCCUUCUCAAGAUCAAAUUAAUGCUGCACACAAAAAUGCGGUGAUGAUGGAUGAAUACUCUGAUGAUGAUGAUGAAUUCCAAAUAACUGACCAAGAGGUAGGCUCAACCAGCCUUCAGAGUGAAGUCAAGAAAACUGCUUUAGAGGAAGAAUGCACUGAUCAAAUUGAUUUGUCCUGUUUCUCGGGAAACCUACGACAUGAUGACCGGGAUAAUGGUCGUGACUGCUGGAAAGUAUCUGAUGGAAACAACUUUAGAGUUCGUAGCAAGAAUUUUUGUUAUGAUAAAUCAAAGAUUCCUGCAGGUAAGCAUCUGAUGGAUCUUGUCGCUGUUGAUUGGUUCAAAGACACAAAAAGAAUGGACCACGUUGCUAGGCGCCGUGGUUGUGCCGCACAAGUUGCUUCGGACAAAGGAUUUUUCUCAAUAGUUCUAAAUCUGCAAGUACCUGGUUCGACAACCUAUAGUAUGGUUUUUUAUUUUGUGACAAAGGAAAUAGUACCUGGAUCUCUCUUGCAAAGGUUUGUAGAUGGUGAUGAUGAGUUCCGUACUAGUAGACUGAAGAUCAUCCCGUCAGUUCCUAAGGGCUCAUGGAUUGUGCGCCAGAGUGUUGGAAGCACCCCUUGUUUGUUGGCAAAAGCAAUUGAUUGCAACUAUAUCCGUGGUCCCAAGUACUUGGAAAUUGAUGUUGACAUAGGUUCUUCUACUGUGGCUAAUGGAGUUUUGGGGCUUGUAAUUGGUGUAAUGACUACAUUGGUGGUUGACAUGGCUUUCCUUGUACAGGCAAACACCCCGAAUGAGUUACCAGAGAAACUAAUAGGUGCAGUCCGUUUGUCUCACAUAGAGCUGUCAUCUGCGAUAGUCCCGAAACUUGAUGCAGAUCCUUCAGACUCAGUCAAACCGUGAACUCCAGAGGUUGACGGAAUAUUAUUAGUUUAAAUGUGCAUUUUUUAGUUAUCAAUUUUAACCAAAAUUCAUUUGUUUCAUUGUCAAUAUUUUCAAAGGCGAAUUUUACAUGGAAGUCGCAAUAGCAGGCGGCUUGUUGGUUUGUUUGUUUUGUUUUGUUUUUUUUCUUUCUUUCUUUCUUCUUUUGUAGUCUUACGAUUUCUGAAAAACACAAGAUGAGGUUGAGUAUAUAUAUAUUUCUACAUUUUCUCAUGUUCA